This is a messenger RNA of Coccidioides immitis RS, 681 nucleotides long. RefSeq lists its product as uncharacterized. The coding region runs from base 1 to 681 and encodes 226 amino acids. The transcript has 2 exons. The record is from RefSeq and is a predicted model, not a curated record. NCBI's taxonomy places the organism in Eukaryota, Fungi, Ascomycota, Eurotiomycetes, Onygenales, Onygenaceae.
AUGCUGUUUCUUGUCGAGAAGUUCUCCCAGGUCUACACGGAAGAACGCGAAAAAGGCGCGCUUCUUGGGGGUGCGAAAAAAGGAAAGAAAUUGCCAAAUGCUAGGUUGGAAUUAGAAGAAGUCAAGGAGCGAGGGCCGCCUAUUGAUGCGUUCGCCCCUCUGUUCACAAUCCGCGCGGCGCUGUUGAUGGUCCGGAAACCCUCCAUUGCCUCAGCAACUGGAAACAUCACAGAGAAGAGCAUUUCAUACCCGAUUCUACUGCAAUUGGAGCCCAGGGACCAAACAGUCAGAUUGAUUUAUUAUCCCCACAAAGAACAUCAGAAACCUGUUUUGCAUAAUUUUCAUUGUCUUUUUACUCUUUGGUUCCUGAUAAAACCAGCGCAGGUCAAGCUUCAACCCCAAUCAAUUUACAUGCUUUAUGUGAAUACUCCAGCCAUGAAUAUCAACAUCCUUUUUGCAUGGCAAAAGAAAACUACCGACAAGCUGUACCAAAUAAAUACAAGAACCACCACCGGGCCUGAACGGACUCGGGCUAAUCAUACAGCCGCCGACACCUCCAUAAAAGUUAUGGUCAAUGUGACCAAAAGGGAGAGCAAUGAAAUCGGCAAAGUCAUGAAAUGUCAAGCCCUAGCCCUUCACCGCUGGGUAUCCAACACCUCAGAAAUGCACCAAUCUCCAUAG